This is a messenger RNA of Colletotrichum truncatum, 4578 nucleotides long. RefSeq names its product ankyrin repeat protein. The record is from RefSeq and is a predicted model, not a curated record. Gene Ontology annotation, biological process: protein phosphorylation. NCBI's taxonomy places the organism in Eukaryota, Fungi, Ascomycota, Sordariomycetes, Glomerellales, Glomerellaceae. Gene Ontology annotation, molecular function: ATP binding; protein kinase activity; protein binding.
AUGGAGCGGUCUGGCAGACUAUUGGAUGUAUCACAAGACCUUCCGGGCUCUGAAAGCCACCGACCAAGCUCAGCUUCGUCCACGUCGGAUACCUCGUCCAGCGGAUCCACGGUAUCUGAUUCAUCAUCAGUUGAUAGCUUCGAGACCCCCACAAGUUUAUGGGCGAAGCUGACUGCAGCCGCCGCGGUUGAGCUGGACUUUAGCGACGUUCUCGCUGCAGCAAAUUAUUAUAGAAUCCCCUCAGAGUCGAGUGACGCGAUUGGCGUUGGCAAUUAUCUCCUCCGUGAUGUUAUCAGUGUUGGUACAGGUCUCACUGCAAGGGUCAUACAGCACGAUACUGGCGUAGCAGCGCCUAAAGGAGUACCAAAAAACACAAUCGUGGCACUCAAAGUCUUCAGCAAUGUCGAUCGUGGGCCACAGGCACGCCAAGACGUGUACCGUUCCAUUCUUCGUGAGAUGGAUGCUUUCUGCGACCCGAGACUCCGAAGGCAUCCCAACAUCGUGCAGCUGCUGUUCGUUUCCUGGCACCCCAGCGAGCAAUACCCGAUGCUGGCGAUGGAGCUUGGUGCAUAUGGAUCGCUCGAACACAUUCUCUGCUCUCCUGAUGCUGUUCAACCGUCGCAGAUUCAGAAGCGCCACAUGACUAUGGACAUGGCCCUAGGACUCCAGGCGAUCCACGGAGCUGAAAUGGUACACGGCGACAUCAAGCCAGCCAACAUGAUUGUAUUUGAGCACAGUUGUCCCGAUCGGGGAUUGAUUGUCAAAUUGACCGAUUUUGGGGGUUCUGGUAUGGUGUUUGGCGCUCAACCUGCGCAUUUCACGCCGCUCUGGUGUGCGCCGGAGGUCUUGAACAGAGAUGCUAAUGUAGACUGGGAAAAGGCCGAUGUCUACUCUCUGGGACUGGUCAUGGCUAGCUUGUGGGACCGUCAAAUAGGCCAAGACCCUUUUCUGCUACCCGAAGGAACCUCAAACUCGAGCAUUCUCCACAACUGCUUGCCGAAACCCACCGAAUCUUUCGAAGACGAGCUGGAAAUCAUGACUCGGCUGAAGCAUAUUUCUGCCACUGAAGAUGGAAGUGUUGGAGGCUUGCUUAUGCGCAGACUUGAGCUUCUCAGGGACGAGUUAGGUGACAAUUUCGAGCUCUUGGUCGAGACUCUGCUUCUCGCGACACAUAUCUGUUCUCAAGCCCGGCCGGACGUGGACGAGCUUGUUGUUCUCCUCGCUCCACUCAUUACUUCGCUUGAACGAAAUACAGGGCAGCAGGAAGUUACUGGUGUCCUAUCGCAUCUAGCUCACGAUGGUGAAAUCGAGAAGUAUCGGCCAAGUCCCUGGCCAAAACUAAGCAUGGAAGAUAUUUACACGAAAUCAAACAACUUUAAAGCAACCAUGUAUCAGCAGACGGCGCAGCAAGUCAAGGAUAUCGAGGCGUCGGGCCAGUCAGACCUUUGCUUGGGCGAGGUCCCGUCCGAGAUUCCAGACGACAUGUUGGAAGCGCCGUCAACACACGCGUUCCUCGAUAUGCUCCUUGAUGCAGUAGAGUUUGACUCACUGACAUCGGAAGGUGCCCGAAAACUGCUGCUUUUCCUCCGCAAAGGAGCCUAUCACCAUUAUCUAGGCUACUGCCAGACGGAGGGAAACGGCGAUAUGAGAGACACUGUCCAUGGCCUUGAACACUUAGCCACAGCAGGCAUACACGGCUCGGCAAUUGGUAUCCUGUACAGUCUGUUCGUUCUUGAUGAUAAGGGCCACACGAGUGGCGGCGUAGGCACAAAUCGAGAAUUCUCGACGCGACUGUACCUCAUUUUGUCGGCAUUGGCCGGCUCGCGCUUGGCACUGGAGCGACUAUCAACCGAAUGGCCACAGCAUUUUGCCAUGGUCCGCCGAGCAAUGAGGGAGCGGCCAGAAGCUUACAGGAAGGCGCGAGAACAAGAGGUCUCGCUUCUGUCUGCGCAGGUGAUUGUCGAAGCAUAUUGCUACGAUGAGAACCCGCUCGCUGCAGUGAACUUUACACUGCAGGACGCGCUUGAAAUUGGUGCCAUCAACGAGGUACAACAGCUGUUGUGUGGCGAGAGUGGAAAGACACCCGAGGCUGCCAACCUUCACGAGGGACUACUCCAUGGGUUCAAAGGCUUGACUGAUAGCGAGGCUUCAAGUCUUCUUCACGUCGCAUGUGAGGCAGGAGCAAGACUGGACAGUAUAUCGGGCUUGCGGGAUCCCUUUUGGGCCCAAAUGCUGGAGGGCAUCAUCGACUAUGUUACACCACUUGCAGCAGCGAUUGUCUAUGGGCAGAUAGAACUGGCGACAGGAAUACUGAGUCUGCACAUCGAGCGAGACGAACCAAUCCGCUUGUUUCCGGCAACGCUUUUUCUUGCAUAUUCAUUUCUUCAGCAUGAGCUGGGAGACAUGCUACUCCAGAUACUCAAAGAGAACCCAGGUUUGUGCGGCGACCUCGACUCAUUACCGGUUUCCGGACUUGGAGCUUCCAAUUCCUGGCGCCGGCCGACUGCCGAGUGGGAUUUCGAUAGGGUGAUGACUAUGGCGCUCGUGUCCGUGUCUACGGCACAGAUGCAUGUACGCUCCAAGCUCCAGCUUGGCUUGUCUUGGCAAGAAGCUUAUGAAGCCACAUUGCAGUCUCUCGUGUCCGAGGGGGCAAAUCCUGUUGGCGGAGGCGAGUGCUGUACACCAUUAGGAUCUGCUCUGAUGGCCGACGACGUUGCCGCGCUUAGGCUCUUCACACAUGCAAUCUUGGCCAACACAGGUCAUGAAGGCCUGCGCGAAAGCCUGGAGAACCCCUGCGCUAUUAAUGGAAUUAACGAUCCGGAAUUGUUCCUCGGCGGACACUCGUGGGGCCAUGCCUUUUCGGCCCUGUCUCUAUGCCUGCGGCACGGCUCGCUCCGAUGCUUCGAGUUCAUCUUAGAACACUGUCCCCUUGCACCCGCAACACAGAAUAGUGACUUCUUGGGCUUGAGUCUGAUGCACCGAGCCAGUGGUCGCGAACAGUCCAUGCUACCCGACUUCUAUGAGUCAGGCAUGCCAAGCUUCUUGACACUUGUAUCACGAGCUGGACCGAGAUUGCCUGACAUACGAUUCCUCAAGCUACUGCUAAAGCACCGCCCAGAGCCGCUCGCGGUUGACGAACGGGGAAUAUCAGUAGUGGCAUGGGCUCUUGGCCAUGGCAACAUAGCAGCAGCCAACCUGAUACUGUUAGCAUGCUCAGAAGAACAGAGGAUCGAGUUGUUAGGAAGAAAUCCUAAUACGGGCACCUCCGUCUUCUGGCAGCUUCUCUGUGCAGAUUCAAGUCGCGCCUGGCCAGGCGGCCAGAGACAGCAAGCCUUGGUUGCUUCCUUGCAAUGGCUUAAUCAGCACCAAGCUUUGCACUUGUAUGGUGAGUUUGCUAGCAGAGGGAACAGCACGGACCUCGCCUGGUUUGUCCUUCUCAAGGGCGGGCCACGGCUUAGUAGAGUGGACCAACUUCUAGAUGCCGCCAUCGUGGAUUAUCUUUUAGACAACGCAGCCUUUGCUGACAUUAUUAACGCUCACAAUCAUGAGGGACUCACUAUGCUGCACAGGGCAGUUAUGCAGACCAAUGUAGAGGUUGUUCGCGUCUUACUUUCACGAGGUGCUCAAGUCAACUCGCCGCUGGGGCUACCAACGCAGCGUGACUGGUUACCAAAGCCUGGAACACUUUCGUCGGCCGUCUUCGCCAUGUUGUCGACACCACUAGAUCUGAGCUGUAUGCAUAUGAGUGGCGCCGCCCUCACAGAUGAAAUGGAGACCUGGAGCAGCUCAGAUAUAUCACGAUGGAGAGCAGACGUCGUUGAGAUCACAAGAUUGCUUGUCAGCCACGGCGGCAACGGCUUGUUCUUCAGCCGUACUCAGAGAUACGCACGUCUUGUUUCUUCUAGCAGUGCAGAACAAUCCUUUGAGCCCAGAUUCAAGCCUAACUUCUGUGCUUGGCCACAACAGCUACCGCUAAACCAAGACUCCGGGGUAAGCCCUCAUAUUCCCCAACGCGCGUAUACCACUUCACCUUUCUACGGCAACCUACUGAGCGCAGCCCCAGAUCUCAAUGCGGGGAACACACAAGGCUCUGUCGUUGAUAUAAAGGGCAAAGGACCUGCUAAGAACCACACAUGUCAGUCUCUGCCAGUCUGUAACCAAUCGCUGCUGGACAACGACGGCCACGGCAACACUCAGCUUCAUACCGCUGCGCAGGGCGGAAGCAUAGCAAUUCUUCGGGCGGUACUAGAGAAGGCGAAACCAAAUAUUGCAGUAGAGAUUAAUCGAGAAAACCACGAUGGGCUAUCGCCGCUAGACCUCGUCUUGGCACCAUACAGGUCCACAACGCCACCACACAUAUCAACUUCAGAAAGCUCGCUUAUACUACGUAGCGAUACCAUCGAGGAUCUUGCUACAAGAACACGGCUACUCCUCACUGCCGGGGCCGACCCAAACCGCUCUUCGACGGGGUUCUCGCCGCCUCCACUACACGAAUGCCUCCGGUCACAUGGUGACUGUGUUCUGCUGGUCGAGAUAUUAUUAGAAGCAGGGGCGGACGUGAAUUUAGGCGAUAUCUAG